AUGAUGGGCUCCAACAGUCCGUUCAUGGAGUCUCUUGCAUCACGCGUAUUGGAAUGGCACCUCAAUCACUUGGUACAAUUGAAACGCAGUCCUACAGAUGUCGCUAUCCUCUUAAGGCUUCGCAAAGAUGAAAGCAUCUUUGUAAGUCAGAAAGUGAAGCUGCUGAAACUGUACACGGAGCUCUUUUAUCCACCCCCACUCUCCAAAGCACCUUUCCUGCAUGCGGUGGCGAUGGGCUUUGGCGGCGAGGCUGAAUUUGCACCGUUCUUGUUCAAGUUUGCCGUCCUGAACUCAGGGCAUGUACAAGCAGAGGAGUGGCUGAACACGUUGUUCAUCAAAUGGCACUAUGACGGAAGAACGUUCGAAGAGGCGUUUGAACUGCUGAAGGUCAAAGAGGUGGGACCCGCUAUCUUCUCAUCUCGAUACUUGACGCUGUUGGGACAGUACAGGGACGACAGCGCCCGGCACACUGGAGGACAAGAGGUGAGGACUUUGUGCAGCCUCCUCAAACCCGAGUUUGGUGGCGACGCUAAACUCGCCGUCCUGGUGUACGAGGCGAGACAUACGACUGAAGCCGCCAAUGUACGACAAGGGGUCCUGUUCGACCUGUUUACUGAGUGGGUCGAAAAGGAAGCCAAACAGCGGGACUUCCGAAGCAAGUUGUUUUCUGAAAUGGCCAACAUCAAUGAAGAAGAUUCAAAAGCUAUCAAGUCUGCUUUCAAUAUCUUCCGCAAGGGGAAACGGGUGGCCGAUUGA
Messenger RNA from Hyaloperonospora brassicae, 756 nucleotides. The record is from the annotation of a GenBank genome assembly. Lineage: Eukaryota; Oomycota; Peronosporomycetes; Peronosporales; Peronosporaceae.